UAUCUCGAUAAUAUACUUAUCUUCUCUAAAACGAUAAAUAAACACCAGAAGUAUAUAAGAAUAGUACUAGACGUAUUAUACGUAUAUAAGCUAUUAGUUAAUGAGGAAAAGAGCAAAUUCCAUGUUAGGAAAAUAGUGUUUUUAGGAUACGAAAUAUCCCUAGAAUAA
This is a messenger RNA of Thermothelomyces thermophilus ATCC 42464, 168 nucleotides long. RefSeq lists its product as uncharacterized. Lineage: Eukaryota; Fungi; Ascomycota; Sordariomycetes; Sordariales; Chaetomiaceae. The record is from RefSeq and is a predicted model, not a curated record. The annotation marks the transcript as partial. The transcript has a single exon.